Acanthamoeba castellanii str. Neff is the source of this 5010-nucleotide messenger RNA. RefSeq names its product serine/threonine protein kinase, putative. The record is from RefSeq and is a predicted model, not a curated record. Gene Ontology annotation, molecular function: ATP binding; protein kinase activity. NCBI's taxonomy places the organism in Eukaryota, Discosea, Longamoebia, Acanthamoebidae. The transcript is spliced from 7 exons. Gene Ontology annotation, biological process: protein phosphorylation. The coding region runs from base 1 to 5010 and encodes 1669 amino acids.
AUGGAUGCCUACAAAUGGGCGGGCAAGCGAGCAAACCCGCGCCUGAAGCAGUGUUCGGCGGAAGCAGAACAUGAAGAGGGGCACUGCCGCGGGCGACACGGCCUGUGCAAAGAGGGGGCGAGUAGCGACUGGUUGUGGAUUUCGAUGUGCCUCGCCAUGCUGGUGGCGGUGGUGCUGGUUACGGGGACGGCCACGAAGAUGCCCGUGGCACGAGGGCAGCAGAUACAGCAGGACGCCUGGUUGAGCGACAUAGUGAUGGGCGGACCGGCCAGCCUGACCUUCAUCUACGGCCCCGAGUACGUCGAGGUCGAGGUGGAGAUGGUGCGGGGCGUCCAGCUGGCCUUCGCCGCGGCCAACGCGCGGGUGGGCUAUGACCGCAUGGGGGUGCUCGCGCGACGCAACCUCACCGCCCGCUUCGAGGACGACGGGGCCGAGCCGGACCGCACCAUCAACAUCACCACCUCCCUCCUCGCCCUGCCCGAGGACCAGUUCUUCGGUUUCCUCGUCGGACCCGACGCCGAGCGCAGCCAAGAGUCGUUUGCGCUGGUGAAUGCGACGGGGCUGGAGAUCCCGUUCGUCGGGCCGUGGUCGGCGGCGUCGUACUUCAGGGACCCGUUCCACCGGUGGGUCUUCAACACGCUGCCGCGCAGCUUCCCGAGCAUCAUCUACGCCAUCAUCAAGUUCCUGGCCAACACGAAGCUCAUCUCGCGGGUCGCGCUCUUCUACCCGCGCGCGGACCUCGUGUCGGGCAGCGACAUCCGCAAGAUCACCAGCAACGCGCUGGGCGCGUUCGGGCUGCGGCUCGUGUCCUACUACCAGCUGCCCGACUUCUCCUACGUGCCGGCGCGCAUCGAUCAGGCCGUGGCCAACAUCAGCGCCGGCAAUCCGCAGGCCGUCAUCCUGGUCAACGACCAGACCAACACCUUCGCCCUCGUGCGGGCGCUCAAAGAGAAGCUGACCGACGUGAGCUACAUCAUCGACGGCGCUAUAACCAUCGGCGCCGAGAAGGUGCUCAACGGCACCUACCGCGACGAGGUCUACCAGACCUUCCCGGUGCCGCUGCUGUCGGACAACAGCGAGCGGGUGGUGCGCGAGUUCCACGAGGAUCGGCUGCGCUACGACCCGGAGUGGGUCGACCCUGGCGAGGUGGGCGCGCUCGAGGGCUACAUCGAGGGCCGCUGGCUAGUGUCGGUGUUCGAGGGCAUGCGCGAGCCGCUCACCCGCGCGAGCUUCAUCGACGCCGUCUACGCCACGCCGAUCCACAACGUGGGUGACAUCGUCAUGGGGCCGCACUACCAGGACUGCACCGCCACCGGGUGCCAGGCCUGCUGCAACGCCGGGUCGCGCAAGCUCUACCUGGUCCAGUUCCCCAACGGCACGCUUGAGUACGCCGACGACGGCGCGCUCGAGUGGCAGUCGUGCUUCCCGCAGCCGAGCGACGUCAAGUUCCCCUUCAAGUUCGGCCAGAGCAUGGCCCUCAGCGGGCAGCACAACGCCACGGGCACGGCGGUGCGCGACGGCAUCCUGGCGGCCUUUACCGAGAGCAACCAGGCCGGGUCGCUCAACGAGCGCGACGCGGUCCUGAUCAGCUACGACGACCACUCGCAGCCCUUCAACUACACGGCCAGCAACUACGAGCAGCUCACCACCCUCGACGCUGUGCUGGCCCUCGUGGGCCUUGCCGGUUACGACUCGGUCGAUAUCGCCCUGCAUAUGCGCGGCAAUGGCUCGGCGGACGGCAGCAGUGGCAGCGACAUCAGCAACAUCCCUAUCAUCGGGUUCACCUCCGGCUCGCCGCUGCUCCACACCGAGUUCGACCGAAGCGUGGUCAGCAUCACGCCCUCGUCCUACGAGGAGAUGGCCGGCGCGCUGGACUACUUUGUCAAAGGAGAGCCGAAGUUCACCCGCGUGGCCAUCUUCUACGAGAACACGCAUAGCGGCCGCCUCACGAACGAGGGCCUUACCAAGGCCCUCCGCCUACGCAAUCUGGUGCCCUGGGCCAGCGUGCCCGCCGACUCCUCCCUCGAGCCCGCGCGCGGCGCCCAGUUGCUGUUCAUCUACAGCAGCAAGACGGGCGAGCUCGCCGGCCAGGCCCUGUCGCUGUUCGGCUCGAGCAUCGAGCUGUGCGUGCUCGCCGCGCAGAACCCGGACCUCGUGGCGGGCGCGCUCGCGGCGCAGGUCGGCGGGUCGGGCAAGCGGCAGCAGACGGCGCUGAGCAAGGUCUACUUCACGCAGGCCCUGCCCAACCCCAACCCGGAACUCUCCGCGCCGCAGGUGGUGCUCCCCAACGCGACGGGCAUCGUAGCCGACUACCGCGCGGCGAUGACCGCCCUGCACGAGCGCAGCGAUAGCGCGGCGACGCCGACCUACGCCUCGUUCAACGGCUACGUGACGGGGCGCUUCCUGCUGGCUCUCAUAUCGACCAUCAACGGGCGCGUCACCAGCGACUCCCUGCUGCGCUCGGUCUACACAUCGGGCGUGAUCGACCUGAGCGGCCUCCGGCUGGGCCUCUACUACGACAGGUGCAACACCACCCAGAUCCCGUGCUGCAACACCGGCACCCGCUCGAUCUACGUCGUGCAGCCCACGAUCGACACGGCCGCGUUCCUGCCGCCCACCGCCAGCCGGCCCGUGCUGUGGCGCACCAUCCACGCCUUCACGUACUCCAACUGCACCAUCAGCUUCGACCCGGAGUCGACGUCGAGCUCCAACGGGCUCAGCACGGCCGUGGGCGCCGUCAUCGGCGUGGUGGCGGGCGUGGGCGGGUUCCUGCUGCUGGUGCUCCUGGUGGCCCUCGUGCUGGGGGCGAUCCUGGUGCGCCUGUCGCGCCGCCGCCGCCGGGACGAGUGGGAGAUCGGCUUCGAAGAGCUCGAGCUGGGGAGUCUCCUGGGCUACGGCGGCUACGGCGAGGUGUACAAGGGCCGGUGGCGUGGGACCGAGGUGGCCAUCAAGACCAUCAACACCUCGCGCGAGGUCACCCGCGAGAUGCGCGCCAGCUUCGCCGCCGAGGCGCGCAUCAUGAGCAGGUUGAGGCACCCGAAUGUGGUGCUGUUUAUGGCGGCCUCGACCAAGCCGCCCACCAUGUGCAUCGUCAUGGAGUUCAUGAGCCUCGGCUCCCUCUUCGACUUGCUGCACAACGAGCUGGUGACGGCCAUACCGUUGGCGCUGAAGGUCAAGCUGGCCUACCAGGCGGCCAAGGGCAUGGCCUUCCUCCACUCGUCGGGCAUCGUGCACCGCGACCUCAAGUCGCUCAACCUGCUGCUCGACCACAAGUGGAACGUCAAGGUGUCGGACUUUGGACUCACGCUGUUCAAGGACUCGAUCAUGAAGAAGGAGAACAACCAGCGCGUCGUGGGCAGCAUCCCGUGGAUGGCGCCCGAGCUGUUGGACGGCUCGGCCAGCCUCAACCACGUCAUGUGCGACGUCUAUAGCUACGGCGUGGUACUAUGGGAGCUGCUCUUCCGCGCACAGCCCUACGAGGGACUCGCCCCGCCGCAGAUCGCCGUCGCCGUCCUCCGCAACGACCUCCGCCCGUUCGUUCCCGUCGGAGAAUACUCGCCCGCCGAGGAAUCCUACCUCGCCCUCACCAACCGCUGCUGGCAUCGCGAUCCGGCGAUGCGUCCGAUGUUCAUGGACAUCAUCAAGGACCUGCAGGCCAUCCUCGAGAGCGAGGGUGUACAUAUCAGCAACAGUAGCAGCAGCGCCGAGAGCAGCGGGCCGGCGGGACACGCCAGCGGGGCCUACGACCGCGACGACGCCCGCCGCAGCGUCGAUUCCCUGCGCAGGCGCCGAAGCCCUGUCAACAGCGCCAGCGCCAGCGCGUCGGUGGUGACCUGGGGCAAAGAGGGCGGCAUCCCGCGCCAGGCCGCGCACUCUCCGGGACAGAUGGCGAGUUCGGCCUCGUACUCUCACACGACGUCGGAGGAGGAGUUCGGCAUGCGGCCCCACCUGCCGAUCGCUGACGUCAGCAUCGCCGUGUGCGACCUCGUGGGCUGCGACGAGGCCUGGGCGACCGACCCGGUCGCCACGCCCAAGGCCAUCACCGCCUACGCCGACCUCGUGCGACAGAUCGCCGAGGACGCCGGCGGCGGCGGCGGUACAAUCUUCUCCGACCCGAGCCUCAACAGCGGCGGCACCUUCUUCCUGGCCUUCGCCCAGACGGGCGCGGCGGCCACGUUCGCGCUCGCCCUGCAGAAGGAGGCGACGGCCCACAAGUGGCCGACCACUAUUCGCGUGCUGUCGCGGGUGUCCCUGCACCACUGCGCGAGUGCUGGGAUCGUGCGCGAGCGGCUGAGGCUGCGGUACAAGCUCAGCGACUACGAGCCGGCAGUCGAGGCCAACACGCUCUGCCGACCGGGCGGCGUACUCUGCACGCCGGCCUUUCGCAACCGUGCAACGCAGCUGCGCGCGGGCUUCGUGUUUGCGCGGAGGCGCGACGGCGACGGGUUCUACCUCCUCCGGCACGACGCCGACGAUCACUCCGACGACGAUUCUAACUCCGAGCUGGAGAGCGACAGCAGCCGCACCGACGACGACGAGGGCGGCGGAGUGGACGACGAAUGGCGCGCGCUCGGGCCGGAGAGCCAGGCCAUCUGCUCGUCCAACCGGUGCCCGUGGAUCGUCGACCGCGCGCGUCUCUCGCUGGACAAGCAGAUCGGCGAGGGCAACUACGGCAAGGUGCUGGCUGGCAUCUACGAGGGCCACAAGGACCAAGGCCACUUCCAGCUGUCGAUCAUCAGCGGCGAUCCCUACACCGAGAAGGCCGACAUCUACAGCUUUGGCAUCGUGAUGUGGGAAGUGCUCACGCGCAAGGUGCCCUUUGCCGACAAGAACAUGAUGACGGUGGCGAUGGACGUGCUCCUGGGCAACCGGCCCGCGGUGCCGGCCGACUGUCCGCCCGAGUACGCCCGGGUGAUGACCCGCUGCUGGCGCCGCAAGCCGCGCAAGCGACCCACCGCCGAGGACCUCGUCCAUUUUUUCAACGGCCAGCUGGAAGACAUCGCAGUCUAG